Messenger RNA from Microcebus murinus (gray mouse lemur), 8025 nucleotides. Lineage: Eukaryota; Metazoa; Chordata; Mammalia; Primates; Cheirogaleidae. The record is from RefSeq and is a predicted model, not a curated record.
CCUUAGCAACGGGUUGCCCUUAACAACGGGAGGACGCGAGCACUAGCUUUAGGUCUGAGGCGCUGGCCGAACCAUGUCGGAGAUCCUGUGCCAGUGGCUCAACCAGGAGUUGAAGGUGUCCCAGACCGUGAGUCCCAAGUCAUUUGCAAAGUUAUUUUCCAGUGGCUAUCUAAUUGGAGAAGUUCUGAACAAGUUUGAACUUCAGGAUGAUUUUUCAGAAUUUUCAGAAAGCAGGGUUUCAAGUGUCAAACUUAAUAAUUUUUCUCGCUUGGAGCCAACACUUCACCUCCUGGGUGUGCAGUUUGAUCAGAAUGUGGCCCAUAGCAUCAUCACAGAAAAGCCUGGGGCAGCAACAAAACUUUUAUAUCAAUUGUACACUGCUCUCCAGAAAAAGAAGAAAAGUGGACUAACUGGAAUGGAAAUGCAAACAAUGCAACCCCUGACAAACUUAAGACUUCAAAACAUGAAAAGUGAUUCUUUUCGAGAGAGACUUAAAAACCUGAUACCACGUCAAACUGAUUUCAAUCUGAUGCGGGUUACAUACAGGUUUCAAGAAAAACAUAAACACAUGAAAGAAGAUCUUGACUAUGUGCAUUCUCAGCAACUUGAAAGAUUUCAAAAACUCCAGGAAGAACAAAGAUGUUUUAAAAUUGAAAAGCAACGUGUAAGCAGAAGACGACAAAAUGAAAUAAUGGCCCAAAUCCAAGCAGCCAUCAUACAGAUUCCUAAACCUACAUCAAAUUGUACUGUGAAAGCACUUGAGGUACAAAAAAUGAUGAAAAAGAAAAAAGAGGCAGAGGAUGUGGCCAACGAAAUUAAGAAGUUUGAAGCAUUAAUAAAAAAGGAUCUCCAGGCAAAAGAAAGUGCAUCCAAGACUUCUUUAGAUACAGCAGGCCAGACAACUACCGAUUUGUUAAAUACUUACUCGGACGAUGAGUACAUUAAGAAAAUCCAGAGACGCCUAGAAGAAGAUGCUUUUGCACGAGAGCAAAGGGAGAAAAGACGGCGGAAAUUGUUAAUGGACCAGUUAAUAGCCCACGAAGCACAAGAGGAGGCUUAUCGGGAGGAGCAGCUCAUUCACCGGCUAAUGCGGCAGUCCCAGCAGGAGCGCAGGAUUGCUGUGCAGCUCAUGCACGUGCGGCAUGAAAAGGAAGUUUUAUGGCAAAACAGAAUUUUCAAAGAAAAACAAUAUGAGGAAAGACGACUUAGAGAAUUCCAGGAUGCUCUUGAUCGAGAAGCGGCUUUGGCAAAACAAGCUAGGAUUGAUUUUCAAGAACAAAUUCACAGAGAGAAGAAAGUUCAUGAACAGAUUGCUGUGGAAAGAGCUCAAGCUCUUUAUAAAAAGCAUUAUUCAAUGUGUGCAGAGAUUUUGGAUCAAAUACUUGAUUUGUCCACUAAAGUGGCAGACUAUCGAAUGUUGACAAAUAAUAUGAUUCCAUAUAAGUUUAUGCAUGAUUGGAAGGAACUGUUUUUUAGUGGGAAGCCCAUAUAUGAACAAGCCUCUCUUAAGCCACUACCUGCUCACCCCUCAGCAGAACAACUUGUAGAACUGGAGAAAAGGGACUUGCUAGAUAACAAUGAUUAUGAAGAAUAUAAGAACAUGGUUGGAGAGUGGACCUUACCAGAAGAAAUGGUUGAUAAUUUACCACCCUCCAAUAAUUGUAUAUUGGGCCACGUGCUUCACAGACUAUUUGAAAAAUCUCUUCCUCCUCAUCUUGAAUCAACAGCAUCUGGAUUUCCUUCCUUUGCUAUUAAAGGAUGCUUAUUGGGAAAAACAUUUAGUGGAAAAACUACCAUUCUAAAGUCUCUACAAAAAGUCUUUCCUAUUCAGAUCCUUUCUAUUGACACUCUUGUCCAAGAAGCUAUUCAAGCAUUUCAUGACGAUGAAAGAAUCAGUGAGGCCCCUCCAAUUCAGAAAGAAGAUGAAGAAGAAGCUCUACCAGUUCUGCAAGAGGAUAGUAAAGAAAGCCAGGAUCCACAAAAAGAAUUUUCAGCUGGUCCAGUCUCAGAUGAAGUACGGCCAGAAACAGAAGGUACUGAUACUGAUAAAACACCAAAAGCCGAGGAAGUCAAAUCAAGUGAUGAUGUCUCGAAACUCACUGUGCGUGCUCAGCUUGGUGAGAAAUCAGAAGAAUUGCUGAAGAAAGGAAAGAGCAUUCCUGACACAUUGCUAAUUGACAUCAUGGUAAAUGCUAUUAACGAGAUACCUGUGAAUCAAGGCUGGGUCCUAGAUGGUUUUCCAAUGACAUUAAACCAAGCACAACUACUGGACGAAGCUCUUACCGGCUGCAACAGAAACCUCGUAGAAAUGGAAAGAAAGAAAGCACAGAUAUCCACAUUGGUUGUUGAUCCUACGACUUCCAAAGAAGUACCUCUUCCCACCCCUGCAUUUGAUUUUGUUAUAUUAUUAGAUAUUUCAGAUAUUUUCUUACUGAGUCGCAUGAAUUAUGUCAUAGCUGAAGAAUUUUCAUAUAAAAUUGCUCAUGGAGAUAUCAGUCAACAUGUAGCUGCUGAAAACCAAGAUAUGUAUGUGGACCAGUAUUUAAGAGACCAGAUACAACAUAGAAUUACAGGCUUCUUGGACAACUGGCCUUUAUUGGAGCAGUGGUUUUCAGAGCCAGAAAAUAUUUUGAUAAAAGUCAAUGCUGAAAUAGAUAAAGAGUUUUUAUACCAAACAGUAAAAGAUAUUUUUACAAAUGAAAUAGUGAAAAAAAAGAAUAAAGUUGAAAAAGAAUUAGAAGAAAAGGAAGCUGAGAAAAAUGCAGCAGCCUCUCUGGCUGAGCCUACACCUCCUCCCCCUCCUCUUGAACCAGAAAAAGAGAAAGAAAUUCAUCCUCAUCAUGAGCCUUCAAAAACUACUGCUGCAAAAGGAAAACCACAAUCAGAAACCUCACAUGGUAAGCAAGAAUCUCUUCAGGAAGGAAAAGGGAAGAAAGGUGAAACUGCACUGAAAAGAAAAGGUUCUCCUAAAGGAAAAUCGCCAGGAGGAAAAACACCCGUAAAGAAAUCACCUGUGACAUCUACAGAUAUAUCACCUACUCCAGUGGUGCCACUACCACCCAAGCCAGGAUCAGAAGAAUGGGUCUAUGUGGAUGAACCAAUUCCUGAGGAACUACCUUCAUUUUUAGUACCUUACUGGAAACUAAUAGAAAAUUCUUAUAUAAUUACCAUCAAAACAGCACUCAGACAUCUGAGAGAAUACCAGAAGACUGUGUUUGUUCACUUACAUGAGAUUAGAACAAGUUUCCAGGAGUUUCUAAGGCGUCCAGAUUACAAGCAAGAUUUUGUAGCUCAGUGGCAGGCUGAUUUCAACUCUCUUCCUGAUGAUCUGUGGGAUGAUGAGGAAACAAAGGCUGAACUACACCAAAGAGUGAAUGAUCUGCGAGACCGCCUGUGGGACAUUUGUGACACCCAGAAGGAAGAUGCAGAGCAGGAGCGGCUGGACAUCAUCAAUGAGAGCUGGUUACAGGACUCUCUUGGAAUAACAAUUAACCAUUUCUUUACACUGAUGCAGGCAGAAAUGAACCGUUUCCAAGAUACAAAGAGACUCCUUCAAGAUUAUUACCGGGGAAUGGAAUGCAAAAUCCCUAUAGAUGACAACAAGAGAUUUACUCGAAUCCCAUUGGUCCAGCUGGAUAGUAAAGACGUUUUGGAAAACCAACUUAGAAUUCCUCUAGUUCCUCGAAUAUCCAUUUCUCCAGAUGCAGUUAUAAAUAAACCGAAAACAAAAACAAUACUGAAAGGCAAGAUUGAUUACUCACUAGAAAACCUAGAGUUAAACUUUGAAGCAGAUGAGAAGUUGAUAAUGGACACCUGGCAGCAGGCUUCUUUAGCAAUAUCUCACAUGGUGGCUGCUGAAAUUCAUCAGAGGCUUAUGGAAGAAGAAAAAGAAAACCAGCCAGCAGACCCCAAAGAAAAAUCUCCUCAGACGGGUGCAAAUAAAAAAGCCAAAAAGGAACCACCCAAGAAAAAAAAGGAAGACAAAAAAACCAAAGGUAAAUCAUCACCUACGGCAGAAGUUGCUCCUGUGAUAGUAACAGCAGAGGAAAUCGCCGAAGUUGAAAAGAAAAAUGAACUGAGGCUCAAAAUAAAAGAAGAACACCUUGCUGCCCUGCAAUUUGAAGAGAAAGCCACACAGUUUCGACUUGAACUGAUAAAGGCAAAAGCAUUGGCUGUCCUUGAAGAUUUAGUAACAAAGGUGGUCAAUGUAUAUAAACUCUUGGAAAAAUGGCUUGGUGAAAGAUAUUUGAAUGAAAUGGCCAGCAUAGAAAAAUUAACUGAAGUAGCUCGCUAUCACAUUGAAACAUCUACAAAAAUUCAGAAUGAACUUUAUUUAAGCCAAGAAGACUUCUUCAUUAAUGGAGAUAUAAAAGUCUUCGCAGAUCCUCCCCCACCAGUACGUCCUCCACCUGUAGAAAAGGAGGAAAAUGGCACCCUGACCAUCGAACAGCUUGACAAUCUUCGAGAUCAGUUCUUAGAUAUGGCGCCUAAAGGCAGGGAUCCUCCGGAGGAUGUGAGUCAAGUCCCUGGAAAGCAGAAAAGGCCACGGAAGCUUGACCAUUACCUCCCAGAGAGAAAUCAUCGAUUUUUGAAAAUUUGGCUAAAAAAAUAUCCUUGGCUUGUAUAUGAUGAGUUAUUAAAUCUUAUGUUCUGUGCCCUGUGUCGUAAGCAUGGAGUGAAGUCGGGGGGAAGUCAGUUGAGUUUUUCUUAUGGCACGGACAACUUUAGGACUGAAUUUCUCAACGCACAUCAUCUCAGCGAGGCUCAUGCCAAGGCUUCAUUAAGGGAAGCAACAAGUGGUUCUCCAGUGAAUAGAGCCACCACCAACCUCAUGGUGAGGACCAUGAGCAAAGUCACCCUUGGGAGAGUAGAGAACUUAUUCAGAUCAUGCCAUGCUAUUGCCAAGACUGGACGUCCCCUCAAAGAUUUUAUUUGGAUGUGCAAAUUGGAUGAUAUGAAGGGCAUUGAUAUUGGCCCAGUAUUCAGAACUAACAAAUCAGCAAGAAUAUUUACAUAUUUUAUUGCUGAAGUAGAACGGAAACAUCUAAAAGAGAAACUAGAGAAAAGUAAAUUUUUCUCUGUCAUCAGUGAUGGAAUUAUAGACAGUUUAAUCAAGGAAGCCAAAAUUGUCUAUGUGCAGUUUGCACAUGCAGGAAAAGUGCAUUGUCAAAUUGUUGGGGUACAGACAGUACAAAGGAAAGAUCCUCUGGCAAUAAAAAAUGCCAUUGAGAAAACUCUAGAGAUAAAUCUUCAACUUAGGCUGUCGAGCCAAGAGUGGGCAAAGAAACUGGUUGGUUUUGGAAGUGAUGGCACCCCUGGCGUAGAGGGAGAGAACAACAGCAUAGCCCUGCUUUUAAGAGAAAUUCAGCCAUGUGUGCAGACUGUACAUUGCUUUGCACAUCACCUUGAAUUGUCUUACAAGGUGGUGUUUCAGAGCGUUCCACUGUACAACGAUGUCAAAGACCUUCUUCACAGCAUUUAUCACUUCUAUCACAAUUCUCCUCUUCAUAAGAAUUCUCUGAUAACUGCUUUCAAAGACCUUCACCUUCGACCUGUGAUGCCUUCUCAAAUAGGAGGCAGGAGGUGGCUUCACGGAUUACACACAGCCCUCCAGGACUUUCUCAAGGGAUAUCCCGCAAUUGUCCAGCAACUGCGUUCAGCAAGCAAAGGCAAAAGUGACAGCAGUCAACAGAAAGCCAAAGACCUUCUAGAAUCCCUUCUCCAAGCCAACAUUGUUAAAUUUGCCCACUUUUUGAUGGAUGUCAUUAAUGUCCUUAGUAUUCUGUCCCGUGUCAGUCAGAACAGAAAUUCCUCAAUUGCUGAUAUAUUUUCCACCUUAGAGUCAACACUGGAAAUGCUCCAAAUGUAUCAAACAAGACCAGGGCCAAAAGAACGCAGGGUGAAUUCAGUCACAUAUUUUCAUGGUAACUGCCUCAGAGGUAAAGAAAACAUUUCUGCCAUGAGACGCAUGGUUUUAACAUGUCUUAUCAAGAGGCUGCAAGGCUGUUUCAGAGAUGCCAGCCAAGAUGUGAUGAGGGCCACCAUGAUUGGAAGCUUUAAGUUGUGGCCCACAAAGAUAAAUCAAGAAUUUGGAGAAAGAGAGGUAUCUAUCCUGCUUGCACAUUAUGAACCAGUAUUAGAAGCUGCCAAUGUGAAACUCAAUGAGGUGGACACUGAAUGGGGCAUGUUGAAAUUAGAGAUUUAUGCCAGAUUUCAGAACAUUCGAAAAUUGACUUGGGAUUUUGUAAAUUCCAUUUACUUACACAAGUAUCCAAAUAUCCUGACACUAGUUGACCUAGUCCUGACGCUUCCUGCAAGUUCAGCUGAAGCAGAACGUGGCUUUAGUCAGAUGAAACGGACCAAGUCACAUAUGCAUGCUAAAAUCGAGGAUGAAAGUAUGAUAGGAAAUAAAGCAUUUACUGAUAUUUUGCUGGAUUUGGUGACCCUGAACCUUGGAACCAACACCUUUCCUAGUAGUUGGAUGCACCUUACCCUACCUGAAUUACAGGAAUUAACAUCUCUAUUAACAGUAAACUCCGAGUUUGUUGACUGGCGGAAAUUCCUGUUAGUAGCUGCAAUGCCUUGGCCCAUCCCGCUGGAGGAGGAGCUCCUUGAGAUACUGCACAGGUUCAAGGCUGUGGAUGAGGAGCAGAAGGGCACCAUCACUUUUGAGCAGUAUAUACAGGCUGGCCUGUGGUUCACAGGAGAUGAAGAUAUAAAAAUUCCAGAAAAUCCUCUUGAACCCUUGCCAUUUAAUAGACAGGAGCAUCUCAUAGAGUUUUUCUUUAGGAUAUUUGCCAACUAUGAGAAGAAUCCACCCCAGCUUGACUACACAGAGAUGCUGCUUUAUUUCGCUUGCCACCCAGACAGUGUGGAAGGGGUCUACAGGGCCCUCAGUGUGGCCAUUGGGAGUCACGUCUUCCGAGAAGUUGAAAUUUCUAUUCCGAUUGCAGAAAAGACCUCCUCCUAUACUGAUAUGAGUCCAGUUGAGGAAUUUACUGAAUUUGAUGAACAUGUUGCAAGAGAGGAAAGGGAAUUAAAAGAGGAAAGAGAGGAAAGGGAACAAAAGAAAGAAGAAAUCCCUGAAAAUGCCAACAGUGAAAAGAUUUCCCUGGAAACACUACUCAAAGUGUUCAGAGGAGGAAGUGAAGCACAGGAUGUUAACAGAUUUGGCAGCCUUCUAAAGCUAGAGAACAUUUAUGCAGAGAGCUUCAUAAAAACAUUUCAGGACCUGGGUGCUAAGAACCUGGAGCCAAUUGAAGUUGCUGUUCUCUUGAAGCAUCCUUUUAUUCAAGACUUGAUUUCAAAUUAUUCAGACUAUAAAAUUCCUGAUAUUAAAAUGAUUCUCCAAAGAAGCGAACAUGUACAAGGAAGUGACGGAGAGAGAUCAUCUUCAAGACUUACAGAGGAAAAGAAAUGAAGAUAAAAGAGCUUGAUUUUUCUAAUUUGGCAAUGAAUCUUCCAAAAUUCAAAUGAGACCAUGAUGUCUGUCAUAUGUAUUAUUACUGUAAGUGUAGAAAUGGACCCUACUGGUUUAUGAGAGGCAUGGAAAAGAGAAGUUUUCUUAAUUCAGAAAAUAUUCUGUAAUAAACCUUAAAGAAAGAGAGCAAAAAUCCAAUGUAAGCAGGAAUGCAUUUUGAAGUAAUUCUGAAAAUAGAAAGGCCAGAACAAUAUAUUCAAAAAUAAAUAUACACAUAAGUCAUGAAUAGCCCCUGUGAGAAGUAUCUGCGUUAGGCAAAUAUAGUGAAAAUUUCCCCAAAAUUCCACAUCAGUACUGCUGUGUACAUCUUCUUCUAGCUCUUCUUCUAGUUCUUGCUCUGCAUGCAGUAAAAUUUCAAAGUUCAUCCCAGUAGCCAAGGAGAAGACUUCAUUAUUGAACUGCUAGUACAGUUAUGCUCCUGUCAUCUAUUCCUAAUUCUUUCUAUAUAAAAUGUUUCCUUCAUUGAUAGAUGUACAAUUUAAUCUUUUUACUUGGUAAAUUAGUGACUCAAAUUCAAUAAUAUUUAUCUAAAGGAAGUUUUUUUU